AUUAUUUUCUGUGGGAUUUAUACACUGACCCGAUAACCAUUGCCAUUUCUUUAUAUAUAUACACAGCGCAAACACAGAAUUGUCGCUCCUGUAGUGUUCUAUCUCUUCUUGGUUUGAUCAGUUUCUUUCUCACUACUCACUUUAUCUAUAUCUAAACACCUAUUCUGCCUGUUCAAGGAAAUUGAAAAACUUCUUUCCUCCCAUCAAUGGUGGAUCUUCAAACUGUAUGUUGCAUGUGCGGCGACGUCGGUUUCCCUGACAAGCUCUUCCGUUGCAGCAAAUGCCGUCAUCGUUUUCAGCACUCGUAUUGCAGCAACUACUACAGUGAAUUAUCGGAGCCAAUUGGACUCUGCGAUUGGUGCCAGAGCGAGGAAAGAAAUGCAAGACAUGGAAACUCUUCAAAGAAAUCCGUGGCUGGACAUGAUAGUGGAGGAGUAACUAACCGAUCGGAAUACUCGGGCGACAAAAUCAAGCAACAUGAUCGCGAAGAGGGCGCCGCAGAAAAGGGAAAAAGCCCAAGCGGAGUUCCUUCUCCAAGAACGGCUACUCGCAGGUACAAGCUUCUCAAGGAUGUCAUGUGUUAGAAGGGGAAGUUUUUCAUAGUAGAAGUUAAUUAUAAUACUAAGUAAUAUAAAAACUGUGUUCGUGAGUGUUUUUCUUAAAUUUUCAGUUCUGGAUGAGUUUUAGUUAUCGUUUGUGAUGGCCAAGAAGUUAAUAAAAUAAUAUGACUUCUUUUCCUUUUUAAAAUA
Messenger RNA from Jatropha curcas, 749 nucleotides. Its product is annotated as zinc ion-binding protein. The record is from RefSeq and is a predicted model, not a curated record. Lineage: Eukaryota; Viridiplantae; Streptophyta; Magnoliopsida; Malpighiales; Euphorbiaceae.